AACAGCUGAAGAAGAAGAAGAAGAAAGAGGUAGAAGAAGAAUCACAAACAGAAGAAGAGAAGUGUCGGAGAUUGUAGCUCGACGCAAAUUUCACGUUUAUGUGAAAAGUUAAAGUUUAGUUUUGUGAGUAAAGAUGGACUCGGCCGCGGUGGAGAUAGACGGGAGCGUGAUGGAGGGAGGCGGCCAGAUCUUACGAGUCUCCGCGGCCCUCAGUUGCAUCACUGGGUCCUCCAUCAAAAUCACCAAAAUCCGAGCCGGCAGAAGCACUCCGGGGCUCAGACCGCAGCACCUGAGCGGCCUGCAGCUGGUCUCAGAACUAUGUUCUGGCAGUCUGCAGGGAGCCAGCAUCGGCUCCACCGACAUCAGUCUGACUCCAGGAAAGAUCCAGUCUGGAAAUCACACAGCCGACACACAGACUGCAGGGAGUGUGUGUCUGCUGCUGCAGGUAGCUUUGCCCUGUGCUCUGUACGGCGGUGACUCCUCACAGCUCUAUCUGAAGGGGGGAACCAACGCUGAGAUGGCCCCUCAGAUUGACUAUACUGUCAAGGUUUUUAAACCCAUCGUGGAGAAGUUUGGAGUCCAUUUUGACUGUGACAUCAGAAUGAGGGGUUACUACCCUAAAGGUGGAGGUGAGGUGAUAGUGACGGUGAACCCGGUCAAAGAGCUGCAGCCUAUCACCAUGACAGAGAGAGGAAACAUCACCAAGAUCUACGGCAGAGCAUAUGUUGCCGGAGUUCUGCCCUUCAAAUUGGCGAAAGACAUGUCGGCUGCUGCUGUCCGAACCAUCAGGAAGGAAAUUAAAGAACUGUACAUCAACAUCCAGCCGCUGCAGGAGAAAGACAAAGCUUACGGCAAUGGCAACGGCAUCAUAAUCAUCGCUGAGUCGUCAACAGGAUGUCUGUUUGCAGGUUCAGCUUUGGGGAAGAAAGGUGUGUAUGCGGAUAAAGUUGGAAUUGAAGCUGCUGAGAUGUUGCUGAGAAACAUCAGACACAGCGGCUGUGUAGACGAGUUCCUGCAGGACCAGCUUAUCAUCUUCAUGGCAUUGGCAAAGGGAACGUCUCGUAUUCGAACCGGUGCUGUGACGCUGCACACACAGACGGCGAUCCACAUCGCAGAGCAGCUGACUCAGGCAAAGUUCACAAUAACAAAGUGUGAGGACGAGCUGAGCAGUAAUGUCACCUACAUCAUCGAAUGUCAAGGGUCAGGAGUAACCAACCCCAGCCUGUAGAGAACACACACAUCUCAGCUGGACUUGAUAGCUGCUCCCGUCAUGGCCGACCCUCUUGGCUUCUGUCACUCAGGGUGUUUCCAUAAAUACUGUAAUAAAUAAAUAAGACUGCUUCCAUCA
Molecule: messenger RNA, 1348 nt
Organism: Monopterus albus (swamp eel)
Lineage: Eukaryota; Metazoa; Chordata; Actinopteri; Synbranchiformes; Synbranchidae
Gene: rtca
Product: RNA 3'-terminal phosphate cyclase
Exons: 11
Coding region: 134-1228 (364 amino acids)
Biological process (GO): RNA processing
Cellular component (GO): nucleus
Molecular function (GO): RNA-3'-phosphate cyclase activity
Source: RefSeq, a predicted model, not a curated record